CAAUAAAGAGAUACGAUAAUUAUGUAAUAUCUACUUAAUCUGUUCUUGUAAGAUAAAUGAAUUUCAAAUUGCCGCCUUAAUAAUGGCGGUCGUGUAUUGUCAUCAUUGCAGGUGAUAAAGCCUAGUCAAAGUGUCUAUAAACACAAUUAUGGAUAGAAUAAUCAAAGGAAUAAUACAGUAUAGAAAAUGGCAUAGGGAAGGGAUGGUGAAACAAUUUCAAAAAGUUCGAGAUCAUCCCGAGCCGAAAGCAGUAUUUUUUACAUGCAUGGAUUCUCGGAUGAUUCCAACUAGGUUUACGGAAACAAACGUUGGAGACAUGUUUGUCGUCAGAAAUGCCGGUAACAUUAUUCCUCAUCCUCAACAUUUUGUAGACGAAUUAACAAUGUGCGAACCAGCGGCUUUAGAACUUGGUUGUGUGGUAAACGACAUAAGGCAUAUUAUAGUAUGCGGGCAUAGCGAUUGCAAAGCUAUGAAUUUAUUGUACGCGUUACGAGACGAAGAAUUCGCAUCCAAAGUGAACAGGAGGAUAUCGCCGUUAAGAGCAUGGCUAUGCGCGCACGCUAGUAGCAGUUUAGCGAAGUUUCAACAACUCGAAAUCAGUGGCUUCGAUCAGCCGAUACUUUUUCAAGCUGAAACGCCAUUACGGAAGUUCGUGGCCUAUAUCGAUCCCGAAAAUAAGUUCGCCAUAGAGGAUAAAUUAUCUCAAGUAAAUACUUUGCAGCAAUUGCAAAACAUAGCUUCUUAUGGGUUUUUGAAGAAGCGCCUGGAGAGGCACGAUUUACACAUUCACGCUCUGUGGUUCGAUAUUUAUACCGGUGAUAUUUAUUACUUUAGUCGGGCUAAUAAAAGAUUCGUUGAAAUAAACGAAUUAACCGAAACGCCUUUACUUGGAGAAAUUAAGAAAUACUAUUCAUAAAUUAUUUUAUGCUUAACACGUUCGUCAUCAGUAUUUUAUUUUAUA
Osmia lignaria (orchard mason bee) is the source of this 961-nucleotide messenger RNA. RefSeq names its product carbonic anhydrase beta (gene CAHbeta). Lineage: Eukaryota; Metazoa; Arthropoda; Insecta; Hymenoptera; Megachilidae. Gene Ontology annotation, molecular function: carbonate dehydratase activity; zinc ion binding. The record is from RefSeq and is a predicted model, not a curated record.